Molecule: messenger RNA, 574 nt
Organism: Ostrea edulis (European flat oyster)
Lineage: Eukaryota; Metazoa; Mollusca; Bivalvia; Ostreida; Ostreidae
Exons: 5
Coding region: 94-513 (139 amino acids)
Source: RefSeq, a predicted model, not a curated record
UGUUCAAAAAAUUAUAUGCGUUUGUUACAGUGUAUAUAAAAAGGUGAUAUUUUCUCUCAAUAUCAUUGAGACUUGCAGGAACGAAUAUUCAAUAUGGUGCCUAUCAGAGUCUUACUGCUGAUCGCAAUACCGCUUAUUGGUAUCUUUUUGCAAAAAUCAUCCAGCAAGAGCGUUGACGAAAUCAAUCAUCAUGUGGAAAUUUCCUCAGACCUCCAAGGGGACCAUGAGCUGAUUAGAACCAGGCGAGACGUUGACAGUAUUAUUGCAGAUGAAAUAGCAGAAAUAGAAAAACGUAGGAUUCGACGUAGGCGAAGAGGGGGUCGCAGAAUUGUUCGUCGCAAGCCUGGUCGCAAGCCUGGUCGAGUAGGGGGAUCAAGGGUCAGAUUGCCCAGUGCCGGCAGUGCAUUACAAGGUGCUGGUGAUAUUCUUGGUGCCGUGGACUCUGGUUUAGGUAUAGCACAGACUGUGGGCGAUAUGAAUCAGGGCAAUGAUGACAAUGGAGGUGAUUACUAGGAGCAAAAUGCCUAAAAUACUGUACAACAUAUCAAACAAAAUAAAUCAAUAAUUUAUUGAU